Molecule: messenger RNA, 178 nt
Organism: Prorocentrum cordatum
Lineage: Eukaryota; Dinophyceae; Prorocentrales; Prorocentraceae
Source: the annotation of a GenBank genome assembly
GUACUCCAUCUUAUACUUCACCCAGCGGUUGCAGAUCGAGAAAUUCGUGUCGAGCAUGCUCUACUUCGGGUACAUGCUGAUUAUCUCGACCAUCUUCUUCCUGCUCACCGGAUCUAUCGGCUGCCUCGCAUCUUUCGCCUUCGUGAGAGCCAUAUACGGGUCAAUCAAGAUCGACUGA